CGCAUGGCCAGCUGUGCAUGGCAAGACGCAGUCCGUCCUGAACUGAAUUCUGGACUGCUUCCAACCCUCCGAGAGAAAUAGAGAGAGCAGCGGGAGGAAGACACAACCAAGUCUUUCGCUGCUUACUGGACGUGGGGCUCGGCGCAGCAUGGCUUCGAGCGACGCAGGGCUAUCGCGGCAGCAUCGAGACAGCCCGACAGCAGCAGCUGCUGCCGCCGGUGAGCGUGUUGUGCCGGGUCAAUCCAACAGUAGCACCUCGUCAACAGGACUGCGUGCCGUUCAGCCUCAGCCGCAGCGACGUCCACGUCCUCGCAUCGCAGGUCAAGGAGGUGGUUCGACCAUCUUGGUUAACUCGCGGCAGCGUGGCAAUCCCGUGUUGAAAGGGAUCAAGAAUGUCGGAUGGGAAUUUGCCGACAUUGUGCCAGACUACCAGGUCGGAGUCACGAGCGGUGUCCUGUUCCUUAGUCUACGCUAUCAUCGCUUGCAUCCCGAAUACAUCCAUCAACGCAUCUCCACACUCGGAACCAUGUUCUCCUUGCGCAUUCUGCUUGUGCAGUGUGACGUGAAUGACCAUCAGCCGGCCAUCAAGGAGCUCACCAAGAUUGCGCUGAUCAACAAUCUCACCAUGAUGUUGGCUUGGACACCUGAGGAUGUUGGGCGGUACAUCGAGACGUAUAAGGCGUUUGAGCACAAGCCUCCAGACAUCAUCAAAGAGCGCGUGGGCGACGAUUAUCUCUCCCAACUCAAUAGCGUCCUCACCAGCGUGCGUGGUGUCAACAAGACGGAUGUCAUGACCCUCACGAGCAACGUUGGAUCCUUGAAGCGCAUUGCGCAGACGGACACCGACGAGCUGAACAACCUCCCGGGAUUUGGCGAUAUUAAGGUCAAACGGCUACGAGAGGCAUUCAGCCAGCCCUUCCGCGUCGGAGAGGGACGCACGAUGAGGCAACGAAAAGCGCAGGAGGCGCUCGAGGCAGCUGAAAGAGGCGAGGAGCUGCCCGGUAUGAGCUAUCGCUCGCUGAGUCGUGCGCCUGCUCGCAUGAGCGCCUUGCCGCGCGAAGAAGAAGAAGAUACCCUAGAACUAUUCCACGCUGCAGCAGACGAUGUUUUGCAGCCCACAGCAGCGGCUUCUAAGGUCGCUCUAACGAGCACAGUGCGUGUUGGCUCGUCGUCAGGGGCCGUAACAGCCGCUAAAGGGGCUGUGGGGUCAAUCGCGAAUGACACGAGUUCGAGUACAGGAGCGAGCAACGCUGCUUUACGCGCAGCUGCUGCAUUCCGUGAUGUCGACUUUAGCCCAUCCAAAGGCAAAGGAAAGGCAGCGUUUGCAUGGGAAGAUUCGCAGCGGGGCACGGUGCGAGCUGGUGGCCCAGAAUUUCUCGCUGCGUCAGCUACGGCUGUCACAGCGGGUAAUCAGCAGUGCGAGAUCUCCACCCGCCGACAAACGGCGCACGCCAUGCUCGCGCAUCAAGUAGCGAGCCGUACAGCAGCAGGCGGAGGUGGUACAGGUACGGACACCAUGGCUCUGUCAGACGACGCGACACUGUGGAGCGAGAUGCAGCUCGACGAUGGUGACGGUGAUGAAGACGCUGCUCGCGAGCUGGCGCUGGAGGACUUUGAGAACCUCACAGAGGAAGAUCAGCUGAAGAUGGCGUUGGCUAUGAGUACCGGCUCAUAGCGCGCAUGGUCUGGUGGAGCACUUGCUAUGUAUGCUGCCGAUUGAAGAGCUAGGCUCAUGGUAUGCACGUCAUCUUAGCAAUGCAAGGAAGUUGCCUGCUGGCGGAGCGGACCCAAUAGCAACAGCGUAAGUGCAAGGCGUUAGUACGGAACCUCUGGUGUUGCAACAUAUAAUACAGAUGCGGGAGCGUUUGGAUGGGAUAUGCUGAAUAUGGACGAGGUUAAGGGAGGGCUCAAUGCGCAGGAUACGGGGCGGAAGGCGAACAAGUAGAGCAUGCGGGCCCUGCUCAUUUGGAAAGCAAAAGCACGCCAUUCACACAGCCGUCGUUCUCCGGGUUAUUAGUGA
Messenger RNA from Tilletiaria anomala UBC 951, 2020 nucleotides. RefSeq lists its product as uncharacterized. The coding region runs from base 149 to 1675 and encodes 508 amino acids. Gene Ontology annotation, biological process: mitotic recombination; nucleotide-excision repair; UV-damage excision repair. Gene Ontology annotation, molecular function: single-stranded DNA binding; damaged DNA binding. The record is from RefSeq and is a predicted model, not a curated record. The transcript has a single exon. NCBI's taxonomy places the organism in Eukaryota, Fungi, Basidiomycota, Exobasidiomycetes, Georgefischeriales, Tilletiariaceae. Gene Ontology annotation, cellular component: ERCC4-ERCC1 complex; nucleotide-excision repair factor 1 complex; nucleus.